Molecule: messenger RNA, 2328 nt
Organism: Sinocyclocheilus rhinocerous
Lineage: Eukaryota; Metazoa; Chordata; Actinopteri; Cypriniformes; Cyprinidae
Product: Meckel syndrome type 1 protein homolog
Exons: 19
Coding region: 298-2328 (676 amino acids)
Biological process (GO): cilium assembly
Cellular component (GO): MKS complex
Source: RefSeq, a predicted model, not a curated record
GUUUCUGUGGUACUGAGUCAAGAGCAACUCUAGCUGAUUUGAGAACAGGGUAUUUAUAUCCGCACCGAGCAUGCGCAUGAUUGACUUCCGGCUGCUUCCGGUAACGUUAGUGUGUUACUAUGCAACGAGACGCUCUGAUGUGUAGUAUUAACUUUCUACCGGAGCAUUGCAUUAAGAAGUAAAUCAGUCAAAGCUGCUUAUCUUUAUUCAUGCUUGGUGUGCGUUUUUUAAUAGUCAACCGAUGCAAAUGAUACACUAAAGCUAAAGACUUCUAUCUUUUGAGGCCGAGUGUUAGAUAUGGCCGACGGCUGGUGCACUGACACCGGAGAAUCGUUUUACCGUUCCCGGGAUGCAGUUAAAAACUUACGAAUACGAGUGCACAUACAGCGUGUGACCUCCACAGCUGCUCUGUCUCAACAUCUCCAUCAGCAAGUGCUUUCUCAGCAGGAGAGAGGAGUUAUAGAGCUGGACACCUUCAGCUCUCAGACACAAGCAGCUUCCACCACUGAUGCGGAGGAACUGGUGGUUGGUUGGCAAGAGAAGGUCUUUAGUCAGUAUGAAGUGGAUCUUUACCAAACAGAGUCAAAUUGUCAAACACCACUGGAGCGUCAGUAUCACACAGAAAUCAUGGCAAUGGAAAGAUCCAAAAGAAGACAAAACCAGCGCAUUUUCACCUACACAGACUUUGAUCGCUUCUCUAAAUGGGAAGAGCAAGCUCAGAGUCUGCUGAUCCCAGCUCAGCCUACACCAACCUUUUUAGCAGAACGCAUGGCCAAUGUUAGGCACAGGAGACAAGAGAGACGUCCUGUAGAGUCUAAUGUUCCCAAGUCCCAUUUAAUCACAUGGGAGCCUUCGGAGGAGUUCAUAAAGAACAGUCACAUCAUCAACACACCAGUGCAGACCAUGUACAUCAUGGGAGAUCUUGGGCCUUCAGGGAAGUUGGGCUUGAAAGAGAAUGAAUAUGUAUUAUGCACCAUAAAAGCUGACAGUAAUGGAGUAAUCACAAUAAAACCAGACUUUAACAACAAUAGAGGAGCCUACAGGCUGGAAACGCAGGGAGAGAAGAGGGAGGUGUGGAGGCUGUACCUGGAGAACGCCUCAUCACACAUUCAUGCGGAGGAGAAAGAGAGAGAGCAGCGCAUGUACAGAGAUCUGUACACACGUCACAAAGACUACCUCAACAGCCUGGUUGGCCAAGACUUUGAAAUGCCACCUCUAGGGAUACUUCGCCUGAUUGUAAAUGGAGAGAUUGUUUCUGCUCGGGGUUAUGAGUAUGACGAUCUUUAUGUCCAUUUCUUCCUGGAUUUACCAAAUAAUUGGUCCAGUGUUCCCUUUCACUGUCUGUCCGGUGUGACUCAGACGUGUCGCACACACAGUGUGGGAAAGGAGGAUGUUGCCUUCUUUUCCUAUCCAUUCAGCUUUGAGACCUUCUUCCAUAAGGAAGAUGAGUCUGAUGGGUCAUUACCCCAGUGGCCAGUGCUGUAUUUCAAAGUUCUCUCGUUGGAUUUCUGGCAGCGCUACAGAACUGAAGGCUAUGGCUUCCUGGUCAUUCCCUCAACGCCGGGGUAUCACAAGAUGACUUGCCACACAUGGAGACCCCUCCAGUCCGGCACGGUGGCUGAACUGAGACGCUUCUUCAUCGGCGGAGCACCUGAACUCGAGGACAUCAGUUAUGUCAGAGUGCCUGGCACUUUCAAGGGAGAGCGGUUGAGUCGUUUUGGCUUUCGCACUCAAACCACUGGAAGUGUGACCUUUACUCUUAAUUGUAUCCAGCAUGCCAGGGCUUUUAUUGAUGCCAACACCCUGAAGAAAAGAAGGCAGACUGUUCUGGAUCAGCUGGGCGGACACAGUCAGCAGGGCUCUGUCUAUAAUGUUCUGGUGUCAGAACUGGGCGAUUCAGUCCUGGCGCCUAUAACACCUGCUUCUGUCAGAAUGCAUCCUGCCAUGAUCUCACGUCACUGGAGACACAAGAGAGCACCUGGUGGGCUGGUGGAAAGGAAGCGAACUCGGAGGCUUGUUGGAAACAGAAUCACGGCAAGGCAAUAUGACAAUAUUGACAGUUUUGCCAAUGAGGCCAGCCUGGGAGAUGGGGGCAUCAAGAAAAUUAACUUUGUCGGCAUCCCACAUCUCAGCCAGGUUCACCCAGAGAUGGCGUUCCUGGACUACCAUUGUAGACAUCACCUGACCAAGGGCCCACGCAAUGACCUUUGUUGCUCUGAGAGCAAAGUCAUCGCUGUACGUAGUUCCUGCAUCACCCCCAAGUCACCAAGUCAACUGCACCCCUUGCACAGUUUUUUAGUGCCUUGGCCUGAUGUACCUGCAGGAUGA